This is a messenger RNA of Physcomitrium patens, 978 nucleotides long. Its product is annotated as CDGSH iron-sulfur domain-containing protein NEET. NCBI's taxonomy places the organism in Eukaryota, Viridiplantae, Streptophyta, Bryopsida, Funariales, Funariaceae. Gene Ontology annotation, molecular function: 2 iron, 2 sulfur cluster binding. Gene Ontology annotation, cellular component: intracellular membrane-bounded organelle; mitochondrial outer membrane. The record is from RefSeq and is a predicted model, not a curated record. Gene Ontology annotation, biological process: regulation of autophagy.
UGAUACUACCUGACAACUACUCAUGAAUCUUAUCACUGCCGUAUUUGAGUCAGGCAGCCGAUUCCAUCUCAACAUUUACACAUUCAUUUCCAUCCUUGAAUUGGAAGCUCAUCAACCUAGGCGCAAUUUUACUCAGCUCAAAUUAUUGUGGUCAUCCAGAGUUUGAAUGAAUGCUCAGCUAGGAGGAAGAUCUACCAGAGCAAUGCAGCACCACAGAGACGAUUGAUCGAGGGCCGAGCACAGCCACACAAACCAUCAUCGACGCGAGAAGCAUCGCCAGAAGACUCCGGAAGAAGGGCAUCCCUCCUUUCCUGCGCUUCUUCCUCUUUCCUGUGUUCGCCACACGCUCUGCUUAAAUCUUCAGUGAUUUGUUCAGAUUUGGGUGACAUGGCGACAUUGACGAGCGCAUCGACUCUGCUCCGUGGGGUGGCGCUGCCAGCCGAAUCUAUGAUACCCUCGCGAGCAGGGAGGCCGCAGAGAGUGAGCUUGGCAGUGAGGGCAGAGGCCCCAGAGACAUCGACUGCGUCCGCUGCUCAUAUCAACCCGUCAAUUCGCAAGGACUCCGACAAGGUGGUUGACACGGUCCAAGCCAACGAGCUCUCCAAGCCAUUGACGGCAUACUGCAGAUGCUGGAGAUCCGAGACCUUCCCUCUCUGUAACGGCGCCCACGUGAAGCACAAUAAGGAAACAGGUGACAAUGUGGGUCCCCUUCUGUUGAAGAAGUAAGCCUCACAUGCGGGAGAGAGUGAGAGUUCCUGUAAUUGAUGCAAGAAUGCAACCGUCAUCCUGUAUUCAUAAGAUCGAUCUCGGCAUAGUUCAAUGUAGUUCAUCCUAGCAUUUGUAGCAGGCAGACUUAGAGUUCGAGAGCAUGUGAGAUGUAAAAUAAGAAGUGAAUUCCUACACUUUUUUUUUUGUGUAUACUUCGCCGUGACAGUGCUCUUAACAGGUUUUACUUGGUUUUGACAAGUAUUUAGUGAU